UUGCAGAGCACCAAUCAAGCUUGGCGGAGGAAAAGGAAAGGAUCAGUUCAGGAGGAGGACAUGGGAAUGGAGGCGGAGGACGGCCGGAUGAGCUUGUCGGACACGGUUUUCAGCUUCUUGGAGGAAGGAGAAAGGGGAGCCGAGGCAUCGUACGGGAGCAGUUGUGGUGGUUACGGUGAUGAUGGCUUUGACAGUGGCGACGAGGGGACGAGCGAAAGCUCCGCCAAGAAUGAGGCCUUUUGGGAGUCGCAGAAGCAGCUUCUUCAGGAAGCUAUGUCUCGCACGAGCUCAACGGAGGCGAAGCUGCUACAGCGGACAAAGUAUGCAGUGAACAAGAUGCUGCAGGCCGAUCCCGUUGAUUGCACUUGCUCGAAUCGCAUGGCGAAGGAAUGCCGGAACUGCGCACUGGCAUGCAUCGCACAACAGCUUCGCGAGCUUGGAUACGACAGCGCGCUUUGCAAGUCCAAGUGGAGAAGGUCGGCGGACAUCCCUUCAGGGCAACACAGCUACAUCGAUGUGGUGAUGGAAGCAAGGAACAGCAAGAAAGGCACCAUUAGGUUGGUGAUCGAGCCAAACCUCCGGGCGGAGUUCGAAAUGGCGAGAGGCAGCCGGGAGUACAACAGCCUCGUGAGCUGCCUGCCGAAGAUCUUCGUGGGCAAGUCGGAGAAGCUGCGUGGCGUCGUCAAGAUUAUGUGCGCAGCAGCCAAGAAGUGCAUGAAGGAGAACAAGAUGCACAUGGCGCCGUGGAGGAAGCACAAGUACAUGCAAUCCAAGUGGUUCGGCACGCCGGAGAGAACAGGGCCGGGCGCAUCUUCUCCUGCCGUGGUCUCCGACAGGCAGCCCAAGCUCAGGGCUUCCAUGUUGACCUUCGAUUUGCACUGCACAGAGGUGGAAGUCUCGUGAUAUGAGAUUAGGGAUGUUCCUGAGAUCGAGCUUUAGUUUUGGCAUGCUUGUAACUUAAAUCUCUUUGAGCUGUGUAUACGAAUCAGUAGUAUUGGAAGAGGUCAAGAUUAUCGUGUCGUUGUGACCAACAAA
This is a messenger RNA of Musa acuminata subsp. malaccensis (wild Malaysian banana), 1035 nucleotides long. RefSeq lists its product as uncharacterized. Lineage: Eukaryota; Viridiplantae; Streptophyta; Magnoliopsida; Zingiberales; Musaceae. The record is from RefSeq and is a predicted model, not a curated record.